Molecule: messenger RNA, 3215 nt
Organism: Lytechinus pictus (painted urchin)
Lineage: Eukaryota; Metazoa; Echinodermata; Echinoidea; Temnopleuroida; Toxopneustidae
Product: 26S proteasome non-ATPase regulatory subunit 10-like
Exons: 6
Coding region: 82-750 (222 amino acids)
Molecular function (GO): protein binding
Source: RefSeq, a predicted model, not a curated record
GUGAAAACGUCUGCUAUUUCAACUAAACUGCCUAUAGCUAGUCACGUUUGUGUCGAAUUUUAGUUCAUAUUUACUUUGAUUAUGGCUUCAGAUGACAUUUGGAAGUUGGCAUACGGAGGAGACCUCUCCGCAUUGAGAGUGAAAUUAUCGGAGAAUAAUUCGCUGCUCUUGAAAUUAGAUCAGAAUGAUCGCAUGCUAAUUCACUGGGCAGCAUCAGGAGCUAAGUAUGAGGUUGUCCAGUAUCUUUUGGAAAAUGGAGCACAGGUUAAUGUGAAAGAUGAUUCGGGUUGGAGUCCUCUGCACAUUGCAGCAUCGGUUGGACAUGCAGGUAUUGUCACUGCUCUGAUUGGUAAUGAUGCUGAGGUCAAUGCAACCAAUCAUACGGGGCAGACUCCUCUUCAUUAUUCCUCCUCAAGAGAUAGGGUUGAGGUGACAGAGAUUCUACUUGAUCACGGAGCAGACCCCGUGAUCAGUGACGAAAAUGGUGCCACGCCCCUCCACCGUGCUGCCUCCAGAGGAAACUUAGAAAUUGUCAAACUUCUCCUCCAGUUCAACUGCCGGGUGGAUGCAACAGAUAAGCAAGGAAACACUCCAUUACAUCUUGCUUGUGAGGAGGAGAGAAAAGAAGAAGCUGUUGCCCUUGUUGAACAUGGAGCAAGCCUUGAAAUAUUGAAUAAGGUCAGUGAAAAGACACCCCUAGCCUUGGCUCCAGCAGGAUUGGCACGGUCAUUGAGGAGAUUAAAAGAAUAGCCUCAUCCGAUGAUGAUAAGACUAAAUAUUUUUUUAAUGCAAACUGCUGAUGCGCCUCAAGAAAGGCUCUGUCACUUAUCGCAGAUUAACAAAACUGUAAGCGUCUCUUUAUCAUUUUUUUUGUCAGAUGAUGUUAGACAACCGCAAAUUUAAUUUUUCUUGCCAUGAAUGGUAGGAGAAAUGCACUGUCUGUCAGCAUCUAGUAAUGUCUGCAACCAGCUGAAGAUUGUGUCAGAUAAUACAUCAUAAUGCAUCAGAGUGUGACAGGCACCUUAAACCAAAAGCACGGCUGCAUCUUAUCCACAAGAAUCCCACAUUUGUAGCUUACACGAUUCUUCAUAGAAGGGUAAAGGCAGUGAGUCUGCGAAAGAGCUGCAUAUUGCUUUUAGUGUCUCUCCCACAACCCUUUCAUUCUGUUUAUGAAGAAUGGGAAUUAUUAGCAAUGAAAGAUACUUGUGGAAUUUCUUCUGGAAAUACAUGGUGUUGUAUUUUGGUAAGCUUUCUACAACAGCAAAGGACCUCCAGGCUGGAAGAGGAUGGCUGAGUGCUACAUUUUCUAAGUUUGCCGAGUGCAUUUGUUUGGAAACAUGAACCUGCAGUUUUUGGAAUGCUGGUUUCUUCUACUGUCAACCAACUUGAAUUCUGUCUCUCAUCAGCUUCAUGGGGAAAUCAACACCUAUACGGGAAUUACCAAUUUUUAUUGUCCAUCAGUUAGAAUGGAAUCAAAUUUUACAUCCAGUAGAGGUUAUGUAAUUGUACCUUCGUCCUUGCUUCAUGUUGCCUUAUCUUAUCAUCCCUGGUCUUAAAUUGCCAAAUAAAAUGAAUUUCUGUGAUUUGAUAUGAUGGUGCAUCGUAUUUGGCUGACCUUAAAAUAUGCAGGUAUGUUACAGGGAUUUCAACUGCUUUUCAUAAAUGUUGGUGUCAUCAAAAUGUUAAUCCACUUGUCCCUGAAAAUUGACUUCCUGUGACAGGCUAAGCCUAGCUAGGGAAAAAAGAAUAACAAGGAAUUCAAACUAAUAUAAAAUAAAAUACAUUCAAAAAUUUAUUUUGAUAUCGUUUUUUUUUCAUUGUUUAUUGUGACAAAGACACAUUUUUUUCAGUGUUUUAGGUACUGCAUUGCCAUGGGAAUGGCAUAUUAUUAGAUACCUUACAUAAGGCCUUCAAGAUAAGGUUGGGCUAUUAAUCACCUGUCAUGACAUUCCUAAAAAAAAAAAAUUACCAAAAAGCAAAAUACAAUCAUUUACUACUAUGGGAUUAAAAAGGGAACAUUCUUUAUUGAGCUUACAUAUUUUUCCCGGAUUUUUUCCAUAGAAAGUAUUUCUUUGGAUCAUAACUUGAAUCACAGGAUACAAAAUGCCCCAAGAACUUAGCUAUUAUUUGAUUCCUUGUUCAUGAUAUGUAAUAGCAUUCUUGUAUUGUGAUGAAGACAGUAUACUUUUUAAGAUUGAGUAACAUCAUUUGGGGAUUUGUAUCCCACUUGACACUAAUGUCUAAUGGAAAGAUACAAACUCUCACUUGCCGCUCUCCACCCAGGGGUAUGUGGUAGAUUAUGGUGAAUGGACACCAUGGAUGAACAGUGGUAUUUUGUAAAUACCACUGAAAUGGGCCACCCUCCAUAUCUUAAAUGGUUUAUGCGAUGCGUUAAAUUGUUCAUGUAUAUAUUUCAUUCUUUUUCUAUGGAAUAAAUACAAACUAACCAAUGUCAAUGUGUUAUGAUUGGGAAUUUAGGUAAUGUUUUCUAAUUAAAAUAUAUCGGGACCGCAGAAAUCUUUUUGACUUAGAAGAGGCGUGUGUAGCACAUAUAAUCUGGUCUAAAAAUUGCUGUGACUUAGAAAAAAUUCAAUCUGUAAAAUGACCAGAAUGCUAAUGCACAUGAUGCACUCUUGAAUCACAUUAUGACCACAUUGAUAGUAGUACCGGUAAUACAUACUAAAAGUUGACUAUAGAAACUCUGUAUCAAGCAGACACAUAUCUAGGGGGGGGGGGGGGCAAUUGCUUAUAAUAUUUUGGUGGUUCCUAAUUGGAAGUAAUUUUUUCUGCCCCAGGUAUCAAGUGCUGUAUUAAUGUAGAUUUAUUUCUUAUAGCUCUUCAUAGUUGUUACACACAAGCACACAAUACUGCUAGUGGUAGAAAAUAUUGCACAACUCACUCCAAUAAAAAGACUUGAUGAAACUUUUCAUUGCAUAUGCGUCAGCCUAUGUAAUUACUUUAAUAAACUGUUAGGUUAUAUUCAAAUUACAAUAGUUUACCAUUUGUAUUCUAAUAUUCCAAGAACAAAAACUGAUUUUAUACUGCUUGGUAUCUUGAAUCCUUCUGUUGCUAGUUGGUAUAAAGAAAUCUGGUUCUUGUAUUUGUUUUGAUUUAAACCAUAUUGAUAUUAUUCCGUUUACAAAAGAAAAUUCAAAGCGGAUGAAUUCUAAGUUUGAUUCUGUAUCAGUCUGUUGAUAAUUGUAUAAAUGUGUUUA